AAAUUAUUUAAGUUAUAAAUUAAAGUUAGGAAAUAUAAAUGAUUCUAAAAUUCCCUAAGCUUAGCGACGUUUAGUGAAAUUAGCGACGGGUCGCUUGACUGAAUUGAGGUAAGAAACAGGGAGGGAGAAUCCAAAACGAGGGAAGCCAAUCAAACGAGCAAGAAAAGUAGAAAGCUCUAAUUUCUAAAACCCUACACUGAUUAGAAAUUUCCUUAGUUUUACGAGUCUAAUUAGCAAUUGCUUUUGAAUUAAUUUAUUCUAUUGAUAUGGAAAGUCGUCUGUUGAUUUAGCAUUUUAAUUGUUCUCUUUCUACUUUAUUUUUUACCCUAAAAUUUGUGCAUUUCUUUCUGCAUUAAAUCUCGAUGUGCUAUAACAGAUUUCUGAGUGGGGCAAGCAUGGACGUUUCAUCUUGGGACGGAACCCUUUCGCUGAAUGAAUUUUCUCUUGCUGCUCAAGCUUUUGAAGAGAAAUGGAAAAUCAGCAACUCUGCUUCCCCUCCUUGGUUAUGGGUUAACGCCCCAAUACGACCUUUUGUUGCUUCUCAAAAAGUUGAUGGAUUCUUGUCAAUGGAAAACAUUUGUCUUCUCAGACCCAGUGAGGACAAUGGUGCUGAAGUUAGUCGUUUAGAGGAAGAAAAGACCAGUUUAUCUGAGAAAGAAGAGGCAAUUGAUGAUGCCACAUUGGUGCAUAGUAAUCAUCAUGAAGUACAUUACUAUGAUUUCCACAUAGUCUACAGUGCUUCAUAUAGGGUUCCGGUGCUAUAUUUUCGUGGAUAUGAUAGUGAUGGACUGCCUUUGCAGUUGAAUGAAAUUGAAAAGGACCUUCCUGCUUGCUCUGCAAAGGUGUUGCUGGAAUCAAAGUGGACUUUUAUAACUCAGGAGGAGCAUCCAUACUUCAACAGACCAUGGUACAAGUUACAUCCAUGUGGGACCAGUGAAUGGAUGAAGUUGCUUUUCCUUGAUGAAGCUGUGUUGGCUGAAAGCAAAGUAGCAAUUGAACUACAUCUGGUGUCCUGGUUCUCAGUCGUUGGUCAGCAAAUUACAGUAGAUUGAAAUUUACAAACAUUGGGAACAAUCAAGCUUCUUCUGUUCAGAUGCAUGCCAAACUGCAAUAGAAUACUAACCCAACUAGUGUGAAGUUUUUGCGUCCAGGCUGAUGCAGAGGCCCUUCAUUCAUAUGAAGUACUUUUUUCUAUACUUUUCUCAGGUAUUUGACUAGAGUAAACCAGAAAGAGCACCCUUUAAAGCAGACUCAAUCCAGCCUUUGCUGCAGAAUCCAAAGUUCUCCACGCCCUUUACAAUCUUCUUAAUAACCUAUAUAGUGGAACUUGAACCCAUGCAGUCAAGUUGACACUGUUGCAUAGUAGCAUCUAUAAACGGUCAUUACACAAGCAGAUUGCCCGCCAUGCAGCAAAAUGGAAAAUAGAAAUGACCGUAUGCAAUUGAACACAGCUGACCUUGUAAAAUCCAUGGCUGAAUAAAAUAAAGAACAAAGAUAACAUUUAUUGA
Messenger RNA from Hevea brasiliensis (rubber tree), 1508 nucleotides. Its product is annotated as ubiquitin-like-conjugating enzyme ATG10. Gene Ontology annotation, biological process: macroautophagy; protein modification by small protein conjugation; protein lipidation. Gene Ontology annotation, molecular function: Atg12 transferase activity. Gene Ontology annotation, cellular component: intracellular anatomical structure. The transcript has 7 exons. The record is from RefSeq and is a predicted model, not a curated record. Lineage: Eukaryota; Viridiplantae; Streptophyta; Magnoliopsida; Malpighiales; Euphorbiaceae. The coding region runs from base 363 to 1052 and encodes 229 amino acids.